Messenger RNA from Cryptomeria japonica (Japanese cedar), 5879 nucleotides. RefSeq names its product translocase of chloroplast 101, chloroplastic. Gene Ontology annotation, cellular component: chloroplast outer membrane. Gene Ontology annotation, biological process: protein targeting to chloroplast. NCBI's taxonomy places the organism in Eukaryota, Viridiplantae, Streptophyta, Pinopsida, Cupressales, Cupressaceae. Gene Ontology annotation, molecular function: GTP binding; GTPase activity. The record is from RefSeq and is a predicted model, not a curated record. The transcript has a single exon. Bases 201 to 5576 code for a protein of 1791 amino acids.
AAGCAUAGCUCCAAUGUGAGGCUCGCAUGGAUUAAUGGAUUCUAGGCACUGCAUACUAGAUGGAUUUUAAUAUUGACAACAGGCAUCAAAUCUUUCGUCACACUCCUUUUUAUCUGAGAUUCAAAGCAGAGAAGGGGCAUGUGAGUUGCAACACAGUUGAAUAGUGGAGUGCAGUGUCUUUUUCUUUUGUAUUUAUAAGUAUGGAGGGAGGUUUUGCUAAGAUUGCACGUUUGGAGUCGGGCCCAGGACAAGACCAAAAAGGAGAGGUACCUGUAAGAAUACCUACGGUCACCGCCCAGGGUUCGAUUCCCAUUAGGGCUCCCGUUUCCGAUGACAUAGAGGACGACGACAACGAUAAAGAGGGCUUUGACACCGAAGAAGGAGGAGAAGAAGAAGGCGAGGAAUGUUUUGAGAGUGCGCCGGCCAGCCCCGUUGGGUCUUUUACUAAUAAUAACCAUCCUUCUGAUUUUGCGGACAAGGAGGGCGAAUCUUUGGCUAAGGUAAGGAAAGCUUCUCGCUCUCAUUCUGAUUCUGAUGAUUCUUAUUCUUCUUCGCCUUCGUCUUCUUCGUCCUCUUCUUUUUCUGGGUCGAGGCGGCCUCGUGUGAGGCCUGUGGCUAAAGUUAGUGGGGAGGAAGAGGAAGAGCAGCCCGCUGUGGAGGUUUUAGUUCAUGAGUCUGAGGAAGAGGAGGGUUUUAGGGUUGCCAAGGUCCCGCCUUUGGUUGCCUCUGGCGGCGUAGUGUCGGGUUUUGGGGAACAGAGUCUGGGAGUAAUUGGGGGUUCGGAGGGCUCUGCAGAGGCGUUUGAGAUGGGGAACGAGUCAUCUGAAAUAGGGGAAGUUGGGGUUAGUGAGAGGCCUGCGGAAUUACAGCAGGGUUUGGCUUCCGUAGAGUUGGAAGGUGCUGAGGGUGUUAAAGAUGGCGUCCUAGAUGCUGCCGAAGGUGCGGCCUUGAAGAAGGAUAGUCAAGAGGAUGUUAAUUCUGGUGAGAGGGAAGUUGUAGGUGAGAUUCUUUCGUCUGCAGAUUCCAUGUCCAAACAGGACGGGGAGGGGAAGGAACCUUCAGAGAUAGAGGGGGGCAAGGCUCAUGAGAUUGGUAAUGGAAGUGUUUUGGAUAAGAAUGGUGAUGGACUUGAAGAUAAUGGUAGUGCUGAGUCUGGUGAUGUUGGCCUUGAUAAGGCUUCGGAUGAGACUGUUUUAGUUGAGAAAAACGAUUCCCAGAAUGGUGUAGCUGUGGACAUGGAGCCUGUUGUUGCGGAGGAGGAGAAAUCCCGGGCGGAUGGCAUAGAUGCAGCCGAGGAGGAUACUAAUGUUUCUCAGGUAGAGAAGGAUAUUGUUGGUCCAGAUGCGGGAGAGAGUACUGGGCCGUCUGAGGAUGUGCAGGGGCCCAGGGCGGAAAUUCACCAGGCAGCUGAUGAAGAAUGUGCACCGGAGGAUGUUAUUGUUAAGGAGAGAGGUGAUAAAGGUAAUGAUUUGGAAGAAUUUGCAGUGAAAAGCACUCUGGAAACUGAGGAGAAAUCUCUUGGUUCUCCAGCAGAGGAGGUUACUAUUGUCCAAGAUGUUGGAGAGAGUUUUGGACAGUGUAAGUCAGACGAGUUGCAGGAGUCCAUUAUAGAAAUUAAUCAAGAAGCCGGUGAAGAAACUGUAUUAGAGGGUGCUGAUGACAAGAAGGGUGAUGAUAGAAGUGUUGAUGUUCAAGAGUUUGCAUUGGAACUGACGCCAGAAAAUGGGGUUGCUGAGGUGCAAGCAGCUGCUGAGAAGGAUGUCUCCGAGUCUGAGCGCGUUAUGGAAAUUAAUCAAACAGCUGGUGAAGAAUCUGUACCGGAGGAUGCCGAUCUCAAGGAGAGUGGUGAUAAAAGUGUUCGUGUACAAGAGCUUGCAUUGGAACCCACGCCAGAAAAUGGGGUUGCUGAGCUGCAAGCAGCUGCUGAGGAAGAUGCCUCCGAGUCUGAAUCCAACAGGGAUAAAAUGGUGGAGGAGAAUGUUUCUGCUGAUGCCGUGAAAGUGAUAGAUGGUUCCUUGUUUCUGAGUGAGAAGUAUGAUGCUCAGGAUUCUCAGGCAACUGAGGUCGCCUCGGCAAGUCCUUUGCCUGGUGAGCAGAACAUUGAUACUGAGGGUGUUGUUGACAAGGAAGUGGAGCAUUAUGCAGAAAAUGCUCUUGAAUUAGUGGAUUCUGAAUUGAAGCAUGCAGAUGCAACGGUUGAGGUGGUAGAUGAUGCUCAAGAAAUCAAGGCAGGUGGUGUUGAAGACUCAAAAGAUGGAGUGGAGACAUCUCAGAGAGAAGAGCAGGGAUUCACGGAGUCAAAAGGACUUGUCAAAUCCAAAGCACCAACAGAAAUUGCAGUUACAAUUGAGGGAGGGCAAGCUGACACUUCAACGCCUGAAUCAUUUCCCCCCAGCAUAACUGAAACAUUGGAUGCCACAUCCAAGUCAAAAAUUGAAUCUUCUACUGGAGAUUACUCCAUCCAGAAAGUUACAGAUGAUGAAGAUAUGAAAAUAAUAGGCUCUUCUUCUUUGGGUGCCUCAACAGACGUAGUAGGUUCUGCAAUCAAUGUCUCUUCGCUUAGCUCUAAUUUUGAUGAUAAGGUUAGUAAUCAGCAGUCAAAUGUGAACGAAGAUGAUGGCCAGAACAUGGCAAACGAGGUUGUCUCACCAAGUUCCGUCACCAGUCAGCAGACCACUAAUAAGGAGGAUAUUGUGGAGACUGGAAGUGUGGUAAGUCAUAAUUCCUCAAUGAUAUCUAAAUCCAAUAUGCCAGAUAAUGCUCAAGAAACUGAGGUAGCAGCUUUGCAUCAAGACAAGUCUGUAGAAAACCAGACGGUUAAGGUAUUUAAUUUCACAGAUGGGACCCCUAGGGAAGAAGCUGAGGCUGGUUUAGAAUCUCAGAAAACUGAAAGUGUUGAAGUGCCAAAGGAAGCGAUUCUUGGAUCUUUGGAUUCAAAUGAACAUAUUUGCUCCUCGAAGCCUGGAGCAUCUUCGGAUGAUUCAAAUAAUUUAAUGAAAUCAUAUUUUUCUGCUAUUAAUCAGGUUAACAAAGGCAAUGUUUUGGAUGAUGAAGAGUCUGCAGCAUCAUAUGCCAAUCCUCACAUAACAUUUGAAUCAUCUAGUGGUGAUGAAUCUGUGCAGAAAGUUGUUGGACAAAUGGUAACGGAUUGGGAUGAUGAAGAAGAUGAUGAUGAGGAUGAAGAUGAAGAAGAAAUGGUGGAUCCUUCUGCUUUGGCUGCCUUGAUGGAGGUAGCAAACUCCGCAGUCUCUGGCUCUAACACUGCGUCAUUUGGUGAUGCAGGCUUUCCUGUUUCAACACGUCCUGCAGGACUUGGAGCAUCUGUCCCAUCAUUGGAUCCCAUGCCUCGUUAUAUUCAUCAUUCCCGACCAAAUGGAGCAGCCAUUUCUCGUCCAUCCCCAUCGGUGGAAGAUAAUCAACAAAUUGGAGAUUCAAGUGAUGGUUACGAUGAAACACAGGAGAAACUGCAGAUGAUUAGAGUGAAGUUUUUGCGUGUUGUUCAAAGAUUAGGUCAGACUCCUCAGAAUGUUGUGGUUACACAAGUUUUGUACAGGUUGGGACUUGCUGAGGGACUAAAAAGAGGAGCAAGUGCCAACAGGGCAUUUAGUUCCGACAGAGCAAGUGCAAUUGCAGAGGAGCUAGAAGCAGCUGGGCAAGAGGAUUUGGAUUUCACUUGUAACAUUUUGGUUCUUGGGAAAACAGGUGUAGGAAAGAGUGCCACAAUCAAUUCCAUUUUUGAUGAAUCUAAGUCUGCAACCAAUGCGUUUCAACCAGCAACAUGCAAGGUUAGGGAGAUACUGGGAACCAUUCAUGGCAUCAAGGUCAGGGUUGUUGAUACGCCUGGUUUGAUGCCCUCUUCUGCUGAUCAGCGCAGAAACAAAAAUAUUAUCUUGUCAAUUAAGAAAUUUAUCAAGAAAAGUUCACCAGAUAUUGUUUUGUAUUUUGAUCGUUUAGAUGUACAAAGUAGGGACUAUAGUGAUCUGCCUUUGCUCAAACUUGUCACUGAGACAUUUGGAGCUGCCAUCUGGUUCAACACUAUUGUAGUUCUCACUCAUGCUGCAUCAGCUCCUCCGGAUGGAGCCAAUGGAUCACCUCUUAGCUAUGAGAUGUUUGUAGCUCAGCGGUCUCACAUAGUGCAACAUUCCAUACGCCAAGCGGCUGGCGACAUGCGACUCAUGAAUCCUGUAUCUCUAGUGGAGAAUCAUUCAGCAUGUAGAAGAAACAGGGAGGGCCAGCGUGUUUUACCCAAUGGUCAGGUUUGGAAACCUCAAUUGUUGUUGUUGUGUCUUUCAUCAAAGGUCUUGGCUGAAGCAAAUGCCCUUCUGAAAUUGCAAGAUAAUACUCCUGGAAAGCCACUUGGGCUUCGCACACGAGCUCCACCAUUGCCUUUUCUACUGUCCUCACUUUUGCAGUCCAGAGCACAGUUGAAAGCUCCAGAUGAGGAUGGGGAAGACAUUGAUUCUGAUAUAGAUCUGGAGGAUUUAUCAGACACAGAAGUUGAAGAUGAGUAUGACCGACUUCCUCCUUUCAAGUAUUUGACAAAAUCUGAGUUAUCUGAACUGACAAAAGAAGAAAGGGAAGCUUACUAUGAUGAAAAGUAUAACAGAGAAAAAUUAUAUCAGAAGAAACAGUGGAAAGAGGAGCUGAAAAGGCGAAAAAAUAUGAAGAAGAAAUCAGAUUCUGCUAAACCAGAUUCUGAUAAACCAAAACAAAAUCCUGAAGAGGAGGAUGAUGGUCAGCCAGAACCAGAGGCAGUGCCCAUGCCAGAUAUGACAAUGCCUCAAACAUUUGACUCUGAUAAUCCUACUUAUAGGUAUCGUUAUCUUGAUACUCCCAGUCAGUGGCUUGUCAGGCCAGUUCUGGACACGAAUGGUUGGGACCAUGAUACUGGAUACGAUGGAGUAAAUGUGGAGAGGAUGUUUGUUAUUAAAAACAAGAUACCAGCCUCGGUUUCUGGGCAACUUACAAAAGAUAAAAAGGAAGCCAAUUUUCAAAUGGAGUGUGCUGCCUCUGUAAAGCAUGGAGAACAUCAAGCUACACUAGCAAGCUUUGAUGUGCAAAGUGUUGGUAGGGGCCUUGCUUAUACUCUUCGUAGUGAGACCAAGUUCAGCAAUUUCAAGGGCAAUAAGACUGCAGGUGGACUUUCUUUCACCUAUUUAGGUAAUACACUGGCAACUGGUAUGAAGCUUGAAGAUAGCCUAAAAGUUGGAAAGAGGUUGAAGUUUGUUGUAAAUGGUGGUGCUAUGAUGGGUCGUGGAGAUGUGGCUUAUGGGGGAAGCUUAGAAGCCACACUGAGAGACAAGGACUACCCAGUUGGCCAAAUGCUUACGACCUUGGGUCUAUCUGUAAUGAAUUGGCACGGGGAUCUGGCUAUUGGUGGCAAUCUUCAGUCACAAUUUGCUGUGGGAAGGAAAUGGAAAGUUGUUACCCGCGCAAAUUUAAACAACAGGCGUUCUGGUCAAAUAAGUAUUCGAACAAGUAGCUCUGAGCAGCUUCAAAUAGCUUUGAUUGGCCUUAUUCCAAUAAUCAGGAGUCUCAUUCGGGGCCGGUUGUCUGAACCUCCUUAUUCGACCUAGUAACCUGGUCAAUUAUGGAUGAUUCUUAGAGUAUUCGUAAUUUCUUUUAAUUUAGAAGCCAGUUGGGUCUAUAUGUUAGAUGUGGGGAAAUUUAAGUUCAGAAGAGUUGUGCAAGCCUAUGAUAUUUUUGACUUUGUGGCCACGUUUUCUAAUUCCAAAUAAUGCAGAGAAACAAUAAGAUUGCUGCAGUAAUAUCUGGAGCACAACGAAGUAUGUUAUAGAAUACAUAUGGCAUACUGUUCGAGAUUAUUGUUAUUUUCGUUUCUGUUGAUAUCAAUUUUUACUUAUGCAAUCUUCUGUAUA